Megalopta genalis is the source of this 2924-nucleotide messenger RNA. RefSeq names its product Proteoglycan Cow (gene Cow). Gene Ontology annotation, molecular function: extracellular matrix binding; calcium ion binding; collagen binding. NCBI's taxonomy places the organism in Eukaryota, Metazoa, Arthropoda, Insecta, Hymenoptera, Halictidae. Gene Ontology annotation, biological process: anatomical structure development. The record is from RefSeq and is a predicted model, not a curated record.
GGCGUCGCCUAACUCCGCUCGCGCACUCACAACUGGUUCGACCGUCGAGCUGAACGUUUCCGCUCUUUCGAGGAGAAGCUGCGCCGGCUUAAGUUUACGUGCGCGCCUUCCGACGUGGUAUCCGUCGCAGAUAUCGUCCUUUGUUCCGUUCGAGUUGAUUAGACGUGGCCGGUGUUUGUCGUGCACGUGUCGUUGUUCCGCGUUUCACCCGCGUUCCUCUCCCGGUUUCAGUUUCGGUCUCGGUCUCGUCUCGGUCUCGUCUCGGUCUCGUCUCGGUCUCGGUUCACGGUGCGUUCGUCGACGGCGCGUUCUCUGUCCCACUCGACAGACGAAUAAGCCAUGCGAUUUUCGUGGGUGCUCGUGGCCACGGUGUUCCUCGUUCUCUUCACCGGGGCCAAGUGCAAGAGGAAGUUCGACGGGGAUUUCGAGUUUGCCGAAGAGGAUGACACGCGCAUGAUGAAAUCGGGGGACAAGAAGAGAUGGAUACACGAUCCGAACAGUGAACUGUGUCGUCCUCUGAACUGCAAGAAGAAGGAGCUGUGUCUGCUGGAAGACACGUUUACGGCUGUCUGCGUGUCGAAGAAGGAACUGCACAAAUCCGGGGACAUCGUGAUCCCGAAGUCACGGAUGACCCAGCAGAGCCGACGAAUGCGGACCGAAACUUCGGUCGACUCCGAGGACGACGACGCUUUCUUCGAUUCCGAGGACGACGACGAGGAUCAGGACGAGUCCAAAUGUCAAGAAUGUCCUGUGGUGAAGCCGACGUUCCUAUGCGGAAGCGAUAAUCGCACGUACAGCUCGCCGUGCCGGCUCGACUACCACAAUUGCAUCCACCAUACGUCGGUUCGCAUCGCCUGCAAGGGAUUCUGCCCCUGCAAAGGAGCGGAUCUGCGAGCGCACAGCAAGAAGAUGCAGAUGCAACGGCAGAAAUCGCUGGGCAAGAUGACGCGGAACCGCGACAUCACGCUGACGCCGCGGGACUUCAACUACGACAAUCAUCAUUACCAGUACCUGAAGUACACUAAGCGCGCCAAGGCGCUGGCGGCCGAGAGCAAAUACGACGACAAGCAUCUGAUGAGCAACGAAGUUAUGGAGAAGACGCCGUCCCCGUUGAAGUCGACUUACAACUCCCAGUUGUCCCGGAACGCUGAUUGUCCGCCGUCGUUCAAGCCGGCGAUGGCGAACCGACUGUUGGACUGGUUCUCCGUCGUGAUGUCCGACUCGAAGCACCGUCGUCCGCAUCCUAAACCAAAAGGUCACCUCCCCAUCGGCUGCCAGAGCGAGGUCAGGUGGAUGUUCGGACAUUUGGACAGCGACAACGACGGCCGGCUCUCCCUUUCCGAGUUGUACGGGCUGGAACACGAUCAGAACGAGCCGUGUCUGAAGCCGUUCUUGGACGGCUGCGACACAGACGGAGACAUCUUCGUGAACGGACCCGAAUGGUGCGGCUGCUUCUCAAAAGCUGAACGUCCCUGCGCCGCCGUGCGCAAGCGAUCGUCACCGGACGUUGCACCCGCCUGCGAUUCUCGAGGGUACUACCGAAGUACCCAGUGUCAUCGUGGUCUUGGUCUCUGCUGGUGUGUCGACCCCCACGGCGUCGAGUUCGCCGGUACCAGAACACGUGGCAGCAAACCAGACUGCGAUAUGAUAGUGAACAAGAUAAGCAGCGGAGGUCUGAAGACCAACAGCGUGGAUCUGGAUGACGACGAGGACGGAGGUACAGAUGUGACUCAGGAUCUUGAAGGGUCUGCUGAUCAACCGUUAGACUUCUAAACCUCCAUAGGAUCAGCCAACCGACACAGAGAAUACAGCAGCAGCUAACCGGGAGCAGUACCUUGACGUGAUAUCGUACGGUCGGACGACGAGGUUCCCUUUUCCAACGGCGAGAGACGGGGGAAGCUCGUCCGGUCGUCCGGUCGUAUCGAUCAUCGCCGUUGUGAUUGGAGGUGUCUUCGGUGAAUCAGGGCGGAGGAGGCUGUAUGCGGCGAGCCUAAAAAAUGCCAGUUCGUAGAGCAACGAAACAAAAAGAACGCUAAUAAAUGUAAAGGAAGAGCUCCGCUUCGAAAAGAAGCCACGGCUAUUACUUCUAAUCUAAGAAGUCCUCUUCAGAAGCUAUCAGGAGUUAUGAAAAGAUCAACGGUUGAUCGUUCUUAACCCGCGAUCGAGUUGAAUCCUCGAGUGCUGAUCUUGGCACAACUUCGAUCCAACUGAAAACAGAGAAUCAACAAUUAAAUCAACGCUAAAAAUCUGGUCGAUUUGGGAUGACAAAGACACAAGUGCCAAACGGGUUAAGAAGGAAACUAAACAGUGCAAUAAAAUUACACAGACACACUCUAUACACAGACACAUGUAUACAAAACAGUCGUGCAAUAGCGAAGAACCCGUGCAAUGUUUAAUAUUCUGACUGGAUUGCAUUUUACCUUUGAUGGAAAUUGGCGCAGAAUGCAGUAAGAAAGAUAUGGAAAUAACCUUUAGCCUGUGUGUGCCCCUCGAGGUACCUCCAUGCACAACUCGUCUAUAAAUAAUACAGUUAUACACUAUUUAUGCAUAUAGAAUGGUAGGAAAAGAUAAAGCGAGCGAGAGAGAGAGAGAGAGAGAGAGAGACACUUACAAGGUGUUGAAGAAACGGUAAGAUCGAUCAUUCUCCAUUGGGUAGAAUUCAUGUCCACGCCACACCGAUGCAUAGAAGUUAAUGAUACCUGUAACGAGAGAAGAUGCAACAGAGAUAAAGUUUAACAAAGAAACAAAAAAAAAAUAAUGAGAGAAAGAGAGAGCGAGAGAGAGAGAAAGAAAGAGAAUGCUCUAUAUAAUUAUGAUUUCUAACCGCGUUAGAUUAACGACAUCUCGAAUUGUAAUGUCUAAGCAUAAUAUAUAUAUAUAUAUAAAAAAUAUAUAUAUAAAUAUAAAUAUAUAAAUAAAUAAUA